Molecule: messenger RNA, 6035 nt
Organism: Cicer arietinum (chickpea)
Lineage: Eukaryota; Viridiplantae; Streptophyta; Magnoliopsida; Fabales; Fabaceae
Molecular function (GO): protein binding
Source: RefSeq, a predicted model, not a curated record
UUCAGCUUAAAUUAUUAACAUACAAUGAGGGUUAUGUGGUCUCUUGAGUUAUUAGUACAUUUUAUUUUCCUUUAUUUACUAUUCUCUUUCACAUUUACUACCUGUUUUCCUUUAAUUAAGCCAAAGUGUCAUCAAGAUGAAAGCCAUGCCAUGUUGCAAUUUAAGGAAGGCUUUGUCAUUAGUAAGUUUUCCUCAGAGAAUCCUCUAAGUUAUCCUAAAACAAUAUCUUGGAAUGCAAGCAUAGAUUGCUGCUCAUGGGAUGGAAUUCAAUGUGAUGAGCACACAAAUCAUGUCACUGGAAUUGAUCUUAGUAGCAGCCAGCUCUAUGGUACAAUUGAUGCUAAUAGCAGUCUCUUUCGCCUUGUUCACCUUCGAGUUCUUGAUCUUUCUGAUAACGACUUCAAUUACUCUCGAAUCCCGCCCACGAUAGGCGAGCUUUCGCAGAUGAGAUAUCUAAACCUUUCUCUUACCAGAUUUUUUGGAGAAAUCCCACUACAAGUUUCAAAGAUGUCUAACUUGUUGUCUCUUGAUUUAAGCAACAAUAUUGCUAAUGCUGAAUCAAUUUAUGGAGGUGCAAUCAAUCUGUUGGAAAUCAAAUUGUUCAGUUUAAGAAGCAUCAUUAAAAACUCAACAAAACUUGAGGCACUUCUACUUAGUUAUGUGACUAUCGCAUCUCCUCUACCUGACACACUCGUAAAUCUAACAUUGUUGCAAGAACUAUGUCUAUACAGUUCUGAAUUGUAUGAUGAAUUUCCCAUUGGCAUAUUUCAUCUUCCAAAGUUGAAAUAUCUGGAUUUGAGAUAUAAUCAAAAUCUCAAUGGUAGGUUGCCUGAAUUUCAGUCUAGUUCACUUACCAUGUUAAGACUUGAUGAGACAGGUUUUUAUGGAACACUGCCAGAAUCCAUUGGAAAGCUUAGUUCUUUAAAUACACUAUCAAUUUCAAACUGCCAUUUUUCUGGGUAUGUUCCUUCUUCACUAAGCAACCUCACACAGCUCAUGUAUAUAAACCUUAUGUAUAACAAAUUUAUGGGCAACCCUUCUGCAUUGUUGGCAAAUCUUACAAAACUAACCAACUUGUAUAUUGGUUUCAAUGAAUUUACUAUCGAAACCAUCGCAUGGAUAGGUAAGCUGUCAUCGAUAAUUGGCUUGGAUAUAUCCUCAGUAAAUAUUGGCAGUGACAUGCCAUUAUCUUUUGCAAAUCUCACAGAGCUAUACAAUUUAAGUGCAGAAAAUAGCAAUAUAAUGGGUGAAAUUCCAUCUUGGAUAAUGAACCUAACAAAUUUAGCUUAUUUGAACCUCGAAUACAACACCCUCCAUGGUGAAAUCCCCAACUCUUUCUUUAGACUUGAGAAUCUUGAACGUCUUGCCCUAUCCAAUAAUUUGUUGCAUGGAAAGCUAGAGCUUGACAUGUUUUUGAAGUUCAAAAAGUUAACUUUUAUAAAUUUAUCUUUCAACAAACUGUUGUUGCUGGGUGGAAAAAGUUCUUCCAAUGUGACUGAUUCUCAAAUCCGUAUCUUAGAAUUGGCUUCUUGCAAUUUAGUUGAGAUUCCAAAAUUUAUAAGAGAUCUAGGUGAUCUUACAUGUCUUAACUUGGACAACAACAAUAUAACUUUACUACCCAAUUGGUUGUGGAGAAAAGCAAGUCUACAAGGCUUAACUGUUUCCCACAAUUCAUUGACAGAAGAAAUAUCCCCGUCCGUAUGCAAUCUCAAAUCGCUCGUUCAUCUUGAUUUAUCGUUCAACAACUUAAGCGGAAAAGUUCCCUCAUGUCUAGGGAACUUUAGCCAAUCUCUAGAAAUUAUGAUGCUAAAAGGGAACAAAUUGUCUGGUCUCAUUCCUCAAACAUAUCUGAUAGGAAAUGCCAUUCAGAUGAUUGAUCUCAGCAACAACAAUGUGCAGGGUCAGUUGCCAAGAGCAUUAGUUAACUGCGGAAGGCUAGAAUACUUUGAUGUUAGUCAUAACAAUAUCAUUGAUUCAUUUCCAUUCUCUGGAGAUUUACCUGAGUUGAAGGUAUUGGCUUUAAGUAAUAAUGAAUUUCAUGGAGACCUUAGAUGCUUUGAGAAUAUGACAUGCUCAUUUCCCAAGCUUCACAUCAUUGAUCUUUCACACAAUCAGUUCUCUGGCAGUUUGCCUUCAGAAAUGAUCCAGAGUUGGAAAUCAAUGAAAGCUUCCAACACAAGUCAAUUACAGUAUGAGCAGUGGCGAGUUGUCUUCCGGUCACAGCCGAAAGGACAAUAUUGGAUAGAUUAUAAUACUUAUUAUUCAUUCACAAUGUCAAACAAAGGGUCCAUGAUGGUUUAUAAUAAGCUUCAAGAGUUUUACAACAUGAUAGCCAUUGAUAUUUCAAGCAACAAAAUCAGUGGAGUGAUACCAAAAGUGAUAGGAAACUUGAAGGGUCUUGUUUUGCUCAACUUGUCAAAUAACUUGUUGAUUGGCAACAUACCAUCUUCCUUAGGGAAGCUUUCAAACCUUGAAGCAUUGGACCUUUCUCUCAACAAUCUGUCAGGGAAGAUUCCUCAACAGCUGACACAACUCACCUUUAUGGAGUUCUUAAAUGUGUCCAUUAACAAUCUCACAGGUCCUAUACCACAAAAUAAGCAGUUUUCUACAUUCCAAGGCAAUUCAUUUGAGAGUAACCAAGAGCUGUGUGGGGAUCAGUUGUUGAAGAAGUGUAUAGAUCAUUCAAGGCCUUCUCUUUCUCCACCUUCUGCCUCUAGUGAUGACCAAGACUCAGAAUCUUUCUUUGAAUUUGACUGGAAAGUAAUUCUUAUUGGGUAUGUAGGUGGUCUUGUUGCUGGAGUGGCAUUGGGAAGCACUUUCUAUCCACUGCCAAUGCAAUGUCAUGAAGAUGACAGCCAUGCCUUGUUGCAAUUUAAGGAAAGCUUUGCCAUCAAUAACUUAGCAUCUGUGAAUCCUCUUAGUUAUCCCAAAACAGUGUCUUGGAAUGCAAGCACAGAUUGCUGCUCAUGGGAUGGCAUUAAAUGUGAUGAGCAUACAGAUCAUGUGAUUCACAUUCAUCUUAGAAGCAGCCAACUCUUUGGUACAAUGGAUGCAAAUAGCAGUCUCCUUCGCCUUGUACACCUUCGAGUUCUUGAUCUUUCCGAUAAUGACUUCAAUUACUCUCAAAUCCCCCCCAGGAUAGGUGAGCUUUCACAUCUAAGAUAUCUGAACCUUUCUCGUACAAUAUUUUAUGGAGAAAUUCCACCACAAGUUUCGCAGUUGUCCAAGUUGUUGUCUCUUGAUCUAGGCUUCAAUGCUGUAUCAAGUCCUAGAGGUAGUGCAGUUAAUCUUUUGCAACUCAAACUGUCCAAUCUCAAAAGCAUAAUACAAAACUCAACAAAACUUGAGAACCUUCUACUUAGUUAUGUGACUAUUUCAUCUACUUUACCUGACACACUCACAAAUCUAACUUCGUUGCAAGCACUAUGCCUAUACAAUUCUCAAUUGUAUGGUGAAUUUCCAGUUAACGUUUUUCAUCUUCCAAACUUGAAAUAUCUGGAUUUGAGAUAUAAUCAAAAUCUCAAUGGUAGGUUGCCUGAGUUUCAGUCCAGUUCACUUGCCUGGUUAGAACUUGAUGUAACAGGUUUUUAUGGUACACUACCAGUAUCCAUUGGAAAGCUUAGUUCUUUAAAUCUGCUAUCAAUCUCAGAUUGCAAGUUUUCUGGGCAUGUUCCUUCUUCUCUUGGCAACCUCAGACAGCUCACGUACCUAAACCUUGGAUAUAACAAAUUUAGAGGCGACCCUUCUGCAUCCCUGGCAAAUCUUACCAAACUAAACUACCUGUAUGUUGAUUUCAAUGAAUUUACUAUUGAGACCAUCUCAUUUAUAGGUAAGCUCUCAUCAAUAAUUGCCUUGGAUAUAUCCUCAGUAAAUAUUGGCAGUGACAUUCCAUUAUCUUUUGCAAAUCUCACCCAACUAUGCCUUUUUACGGCACAAAAUAGCAAUAUAAAGGGUGAAAUUCCAUCUUGGGUAAUGAACUUAACCAAUUUAGCUCACUUGGACCUUAGAGAAAAUAACCUUCAUGGUGAAAUCCCAAACUCUUUCUUCAGACUUGAGAAUCUUGAAUUUAUUUCCCUAAACUCUAAUUUGAUAUAUGGAAAGCUAAAGCUUGACAUGUUUCUAGAGUUCAAAAAGCUAUCUUUUCUUGAUUUAUCAUCCAACAAACUGUCAUUGUUCAGUGGGAAAAGAUCUUCCAAUGUGACUGAUUCUCCAAUUCAAGUCCUAAGUUUAGAUUCAUCCAAUUUAGUUAUGAUUCCAGCAUUUAUAAGAGAUCUUGGUGAUUUGGGAUGUCUUUACUUGCCAAACAACAAUAUAACUUCACUACCCAAUUGGCUGUGGACAAAAGCAAGUCUACAAAGCUUAACUGUCUCCCACAGUUCAUUGACAGGAGAAAUAUCCCCAUCCAUAUGCAAUCUCAAAUCACUCAUCCAUCUUGAUUUAUCAUUCAACAAUUUAAGCGGAAACAUUCCCUCAUGUUUGGGGAACUUUAGCCAAACUCUAGAAAUUCUGACAUUAAAAGGGAACAAAUUGUCUGGCCUCAUUCCGCAAACAUACCCGAUGCGAAACACCCUUCAAAUGAUUGAUUUCAGAAAUAACAAUCUUCAAGGUCAGUUGCCAAGAGAAUUGGUCAACUGUGGAUGGCUAGAAUAUUUUGAUAUUAGCCAUAACCAUAUCAAUGAUUCAUUUCCAUUCUGGCUGGGAGAUUUACCUGAGUUGAAGGUAUUGGGUUUAAGUAAUAAUGAAUUUCAUGGAGACAUUAGAUGCUUUGAGAACAUGGCAUGCUCAUUUCCCAAGCUUCACAUCAUUGAUCUUUCUCACAAUGAGUUCUCUGGUAGUUUUCCAUCAGAAAUGAUCCAAAAAUGGAAAUCAAUGAAAGCUUCCAACACAAGUCAAUUACAGUACGAGCAAUCGCUUAUUUACUUCCGUCAUCGGAGGGAGCAAGAAUAUUGGACAGAAACGAACAUGUAUUCGUUCACAAUGUCAAACAAAGGGUUGAUGAUGGUUUAUGAGAGGCUUCAAGAGUUUUACAGCAUGAUAGCCAUUGAUAUUUCAAGCAACAAAAUCAGUGGAGAGGUACCAAAAGUUAUAGGCGACUUGAAGGGUCUUGUUUUGCUCAACCUGUCAAAUAACUUCUUGAUUGGCAACAUUCCAUCUUCCUUAGGGAAGCUUUCAAACCUUGAAGCACUUGACCUUUCUCUCAACAAUCUAUCAGGGAGGAUUCCCCAACAGCUGACACAACUCACCUUUCUGGAGUUCUUUAAUGUGUCCUUCAACAAUCUCUCAGGUCCUAUACCUCAGAGUGAGCAAUUUGCUACAUUCCAAGAAACUUCAUUUGCGGGUAACCAAGGUCUGUGUGGAGAUCAGUUGUCGAAGAAGUGUAUAGAUCAUGCAAGGCCUUCUUUUUCUCCACCUUCUGCCUCUGAUGAUGACCAUGACUCUGAAUCUUUCUUUGAAUUUGACUGGAAAGUAAUUCUUACUGGGUAUUUAGGAGGUGUUGUUGCUGGAGUAGCAUUGGGAAGCACCUUCUAUCCGCAGGUACUUGGAUGGCUUAAAAGAGUCUUCUGAGUUGAAAGUGAAAAACUUCUCUUUCCUUUGUAAAUAUGGUUCUCAUUUGUUCUGGUUUUCUUUUGCUGUUGCAAUUGCCUCUAGUAAUAGUGUGCUUUGUAUACAGUUUAGCUGUUGUUAGUCUGAAAUAUAAUGAAAAUUAGUAAUGAGACAAACCAAUUUGCAGAUUCAGACAAGGUGAGGCAUGGUGGUUGGUGUGUAUAAAGGUUAUUUGAAAGUAUUGUAACAAAAGUACUGAAUUAGUUGUAAUUCAGCUAUAGUUAGGUACAAAUCAGUGUUAUAGAGUCCUAUAAAUAUGAGACUCGUGUACCUCAUUUACCAUCUUUUUCAAUUAAUAUAAAAUGUAACCUUAUGAGUUUUGCUCCGGACUGGCCCCUCGGCCCAGUUCAGAUUAAGUAUCAAUAUGGUCUAUAUCUCUCCUAUGUAUAUGACUUUCCUCUGUUUGAUCCAUGAAUUUGAAAUUUUAACAA